CCGCCGUGACUCUAAAGCGUGCGUUCCGUGUAGCAUACUGUCUCUUCGUGGCGCUCUCUGCGCUGCGUGCCGUGGCCUGCGCCAGCGCGCUCCUCGGCGCGUCCGCGGUAGCGCUGCGCAGCCGCCCGGAGGAGCAGGACUUCUCUAAGCCAGCACCCGCAGACCUCGAGAGGUGGGCCCACGGCCCGCUCUUCUCCGCGAGCCACUCGCUGUACCACGCGACCGUCAGGAGCCAGGUCCACGAGUACAACCUGACCAUUGCCACGUUUGAUCGCUGGGAGGAUUCAGGGGUUUGGAGCCAGCUGGGGGGCUGA
This is a messenger RNA of Prorocentrum cordatum, 314 nucleotides long. The record is from the annotation of a GenBank genome assembly. Lineage: Eukaryota; Dinophyceae; Prorocentrales; Prorocentraceae.